AUGUCUUUCCAAUCCCUUUAUAAAGCUCUUCAAAGAGAGCUCGCUACUAUCCAAAAAAAGUCCUUCAUGGUACAUGCUGCUAAGGAGCUCGAGAGGGAAAAAUCAAAGUUGAACUACCAGAAACUUCAACUCAUAAAGCAGAGAGUGCCUACUACAGAGAUUGAUGCCAAAAUCACUAAUUUACAGAAAAAUGGACUACAGCCACCAAAAUUUGACCACUCCCUUUUGAGGAAAUUGGUAGCUGAACUGGAUUACGUAGAACCAAGCACAAAUUCUCAUCAACAAAAGGUGAAACUACAAUACUUAUCUAAUAUUUCUUCUUUCUUACGCUCUCAAAGAGAGUAUACUGAAUUAUUAGAGAGGUACAAUCCAGGUUUAACUAUGGAUCAAGAAGACAAAGUAAGAAGAACUGCCAAUAGAGUUGGUUUGUCAGUCCCUGAAUAA
Messenger RNA from Dujonia railenensis, 444 nucleotides. NCBI's taxonomy places the organism in Eukaryota, Fungi, Ascomycota, Pichiomycetes, Serinales, Debaryomycetaceae. The record is from the annotation of a GenBank genome assembly.